Messenger RNA from Psylliodes chrysocephalus, 6094 nucleotides. Lineage: Eukaryota; Metazoa; Arthropoda; Insecta; Coleoptera; Chrysomelidae. The record is from the annotation of a GenBank genome assembly.
UUAUCAUCGAAAGUACGAUGCUAAUGGCAUAAAUUUCUCAAAAAUCAUUCAUUGGAAAUGUGAAUGAACUUUUUAUGAAACCAACUGUCCGACAGAGCGACCGUCAACAUCAUCAAAUUUUGACCACGGGACGAGUUGUGUAGGGAGGGUUACGUUAAAUGUUUAAAAUUUAUUGAAAAUCUGUGAAAAAUAUCAAUGUGCUCGAGUUUUCUAAUAAUGUUUCAAAGAUGUGUCGAGCAUAUUUAAGAGAUUCUUUUAAAAAAUAUUCGUUAUGGAGUGCAGUGGACGUUGAAAUACCGCGACGGCUCGAAGAACUGUCAGCAGGUGGAUUGUGGUUUAAUGAAAUAUUUUGAGGGAGGAUUUUGGAGAUGGUAUUUAAUGAAAAAAUGGCCCUCAAAUCGUAUUAAUACGUUAUGAAAUGCACAUAUCAUCUGAGAUACAGCAUCCCUCAACAACCAUCUUGACAAAAUGUACCAAAAUGUCAGAAGAGGGGCACAAAUUUGGAAUGAAUGGGAAUGUUGACAGAAAUAUUAAGGAGGAGUGCCACAAAACUAAUUAUGGGCAAGGAGGACGUCUUAAAUUCUUUAAAGAUGGGAAAUUUAUCCUUGAAUUGGAAAGAGCCAGGGAGGGUGAAAGAGUUUCAUGGGUGUCAGUUCCACGAAAAACUUUUUGGCCGCCACAAGGAACAGCUUCCUCUACUCCUGCAUACCGGCAAGAAAGCAGUACAUCUCUUAGUGUUUCAGAUGACAAUAGUUCUAUUCAGUCUUCGCCUUGGCAGAGGGACCACUCCUGGAAACAGACUAGUCCUAGUCGAAACAUAUCAAAAGAGUUAAGGUUUUAUUUUUGGAGGCCUCUUAAGAAGCGACACUCAAAUAAACGAAGCAAUAAAAGAAGAACACCAUACUCGACUGCAAUAGAAAAAACCCAAGACAGUGCGUUACAGAGUGAAAGAACUUUUGUGAAAAUUAAAAGAGAAAAUGGAAAACGUAAUUUACUUGCAAUUAUACAGUGUCUUAUAGAUAAAGGCCUUAGGACAAGUACACCACCUAGAGCAGAAACAGUAGUAUCGCCCAGGAAACGUUUUUCUCCGUGAAAUGGAAAAAGACAAAACACAAGGCGACGAUAACUCCCAGAAAAGAAGCCGUAACAAGUCCCAAACGACUCAACCAGUUUCUGUUACACCGCCCGCAGUUCCGACCGCUGGCAGCCCGGUCGUAGCUAACGGCGUGGAAGAAACGAAACCCCUCAGAAAUUCUAGUUAUAGUAUCACGUCGCUUCUAGCGGAUGACCGAAAUGUCAAGAGAUCGCCUACGUCGUCUCCUAGUCACUAUCCCCUGGCGCAUCCGCAGUACUGUUCCCCGUCGGCCGAGGAGCGAUGGUAUUCGGAGAGUGUUGAUAGACUGCGUUCGAUAGAACUGUCGCAGGUAGAAAAAUGUGCUGGUUACUCCCCGUAUUCCCCCCAGUCAUAUUUGCAUGGAUACAUGUACCCAUUUCCACCAGUACCACCUUAUUAUGGAACGGGCGUGUAUGGUAGGGGAUAUGUAGUGCCUUCCAUGUAUCAUCAUAACAAUUCACCUGUGCAUUUACCAAUAAGACCCAAUGAAACCCCCACUUGCUCCUGGACGGCAGAACCUCAUAGAGAUGGCGAGCAUCGAGAGGAAACUGUCACCGAUAUGCCACUAAACCUUUCAAAAAAUUCUGGAUGAAACACUGUGUGCCUUCCAAAGCAGUACAUUUAUACAUUUAAUGAAGAAAUAUAUAUUUUCUAAAAAAAAAAUUGACAUUAGUUGACAGUAAUUUAUCUGCAGAACAUCAUUUCCAAAACACUCGAAUAUAUUUCCGCUGCAGAAAAUACUUUCAAAAUAAAAGGUUUGUCGUUUGCUCGUUGUACCCAGGAGCAAAACUAAUUUAACUGUAGCUUCUAAAGCCCAAUGCAGAAAAAAGUAAUUCAAGCUUUAAAGCAUUGAUAAUGUGCAAUUGACAGCUCUACAAGCAUCCAACUGUAGAUAGUAGGUGUAAAUACGAUAACAGAUAUUUUGUAUAAAACUCUUUUUUGUAUUAUUUUAUACAAUGAAAUAAAAAGAAAAGAAAAUACUUAAAAGGAAAGUACGCUGAAGAAUGUUGUGAACAAAUUAUUUUGUAAAUGUAAAUAUUUUUUCACUUUUGUACAUAGUAUGUCAAACAUAUCAUUUGCUAUUUAUUUUUAUUACUGAUCCAUUUUCCGUCGGUAAAAAUAUUCAGUUUUAGUUGUUGGUUUAAAGGCCAAUUAAAAGUUAAUGAUAAUAAAAAAUACAAUUUAAGUACAAAUGGUGUUUGUUGAAUUUUCUAAAAUUUAACAAAAAAGUAUUCGUAACAGAUUAUAAUUAUUAAUAUUAAUAAAAUUAAGAAAAGUUCUUUAUUGAACACAAAUUCACUGUGCCAGCUAGUGAAGUUCUUCAAUAUAUUUAAUAAUAACAUUUGCAACAAAGAAACAAAAUGAACAAGAAACUAAAUUAUUUUCUAUCGCUGGUUAGUGUCUGCUUCUCCAUCAAAGUUUUCCCCUUUUCAAUUCCGUUCUCUUCAAUCUGGUCAGUCAUGAUCUUUUUUCUUGAUUUUUCCAUUUCCAUUUUUUUCUUGAGGUGUCGUUUUAUUCUUACCAGUUUGUUUAUUUUUGAGAUGAUUUCCUGAGAAUAAGGUUUUGUUUUUAUAAUUUUUGUUUUUAAAUGUUUUUUUUUUUUCGAUCCUAAAAUUAGGAAAAACCAAAAAAAUUCUGAGAUUCAUGUAAACACGAAACCAAUUUUUUAUAUAAAUGAUUGUGAAAGGAAAAAUAAUGUAACUGUAAAUGGGGAUAAAAACAAAUUAUUUUAAAUUAAUAAAAAUAAAACAAUCGUGUUGCAGAGCACUACAAAACCUACCUUUUGAUACAAUUUAUAUUUUGAACAUUAUUUGCGAUUAUUAUCCUAUUAACAUGAAUUGGCAAGAAUACUAGGGAAACGAAACAAAAUAAAAUAGAAUUGAAAUCCGUUAAUCGAUCAAAAUAGACAAUCCAAUUAUUGUCCUUCAUGUUUGACCAUUAUAGAAAGUAAAAAAGCGGUGUAAUAUUCCAACUUGGUAUAACACAUACAGUCCACUAGGAAAGGGAAAUAUAAAAUAUCGUCUCAAACAUUGGUCCUUCGAGCCGGAUCUUGAAGCACAGAAAGGAUUGUAAAGGUUCUUUCAAGGAAGAAGAAGGUAUUCCAAUUGGAUAAAUCAAUAACACUAGGAAAGGGAAAUAUAAAACAUUGACUCAAACAAACUAAAAAAGGUAUUCGUCCAAUUUGGGGCCGAAAGCUUUGAGAAUAUAAAUAAUUUUUGAAUUUUAAUUACAAAACUUUAUUCCCAAGUAAUUACCUAAAAAAGCAAAAAAGAAAAGGUCGAAGAAAGGAAAUUUGGUAUUAAAAAUUUACUUCCAAAAAAUUUGUCAUUGGCUCCCGUUUAGUUAAGUUUUCUUAUAUCUUCAUUUCAGACUGUCCCAUUUAGAUUUCCCCGCUAUUUUUCUCAAAUAUUUUAUUAUCGUUGCAUUUAUUAGUGACAGUAGUAAAAAAUGAAGGAAUAUUACACAAUUUUUUUUUUUUUUGAAGGUUAAAAAGGAAAACAAAGAUCUUGUAAAGUUUGUGUGAAUAUAAAUACAUACUGACAUAAAAUAAAUCAUAAUCCAUUUGUAUGGGGUUCUUCAUUUUGUUUAUACUUAGUCAAAAAAAAUGUAUGCUUACAUUUAUGUUCUUAGUCUUCCCAAAACGCACAAUUUAAAAUAUAUUUAUACAUAUUUUUGUACCGAUUUAUGAUAGCUCCAAAGAAAUUUAAAAUAGGAAAAAUACUGUAAAAAAAACUUAAUGAUCUUACGUGUAAAUAUAUUUUCGUAAAAUGUAUUACAGCUUUUUUUAAAUAUAAAUUUUUGUGUCUAAUCGUUAAAAAAAUGUUUUUUUCGUCAUUUCAAGACCUAAAUACGAGUAUCUUGACACAGACAAAUUGCAAAAUUUUAUGAGAAAAAUUACCUCUUAAAUGGAUGGUAGAAUACCCUGUUAUAAUGUUGGAACAUCAUUACAGAACACCCUUUAUAAUAUGCGACCAUUUUGCACCAGAUAUGUUAAAUGCAGACAAAAUAAAUUUCUCUGUCUAAGCUUUAGACAGUGGCGUAACCAUUAAUUAAAUAAACAAUGUCUUUACGCCUCUGUCCAAAAACUAUUUAAAAUUAUAUAAGUUUUGGGAAGAGGCAUAAAAUUUGGAAGAGGAAAAGGAAUUACUUACCCAUACGGUACGUCACUGGCAUAAUUUAUUAAACUGUUAUUUUUGCUGAUAGAUGUAUUUUGUCACCUAAAACAUUGCCGAAUUUAGUAAAAUUAUAUUGACUAAUUAAAACAAUUAUAGCCAUUAACUAAUGAAUGUUCAAACUUCGACGCCCUGUAUUUCGUACGAUUAACAUUUUAUUCAAGCAUGUUUCAUUUAUUCGUCUUAUUUUAAUUCAGAGAAUCUUUAGUUUUUUCAUGUCCCAUUCUUAAUGUAUAUUAAAAUUAGACAUGUGUAACGACACUAAAUGUUAUUGGAUAACAUUAUUCCUCAAUUUGUAGGUUUUAAUGAAUGAAAAUAUCAAUUGUUUACUUUAAAAUUUUGAUAAAUUCUUUAGAUUAUCAAACUUAGUAAGAUUCAUUUGAAAUAUUAACCAGUUUAAAAAGUAUUUAUUUGCCUAUUAUAUUUUACCUGCGAAAUAUAAAUAAAUCAUUCUUCCAUUUUUUUUCGGCUUUUUCGGCCAUAAGCUGAACACACAACCAUUGUAAUUACUUAAUAUUAACGCUGUCAACAUUUCGCAAAAAAAGCUCAAAUAUAUACAAAUAACCCCACGGUUUCUCUGGCACCAAAUAAAUAGUUGAUCAAUAUUUGAAAGGCAAUCAUCUGCGUCGGUCUGAAAUACAAGUUUCUUCUCUUUCAUAGUCUAAGUAUUUGUGUUUCAACUUUUAGCGGCGCCAGCAGUUAUUAUUCUUCCAUGGUCAGUUAUUUGAUUUGCAUUCCAUGCUUUUAAACCAGUGACGUCACAAGCGAAGUAACAGUUUUAAAAUUGUCGAAAUUAGAUUUUUUUGUACUCUUUGUUAAAUCUGAACAACACAAUAUUAUAAUAAUUUAUUUUAGUUGAAUUCCCAAUGGUACAUCGUUACAAAUGUUAUAAUUUAAAUGGAUUGAAUAAUUUAAAUAGAACAUAGAAAGGGUCCUAUUAUAAGAGUGAAAUUUUGUUCACUUAAUUCUUAUUUUGUUUACUUUUUUAUGCUUAAACAUUAUUUUCUGUACGAUACAAUUAAAUACUUUAUUUAUUCAUUUAAGAAAUUAUAGUUCUGCUUUUCAAUUUUUAUUAUUAUCUUGUAGAGACAACCCUAUUUUUAUUAUUUUCUUGUUGAGACCCUGAAUAUUUUUACCGACGUGUGACAUAAUUACCACUAAGAUAAAGAUUUGUAUAGACCAACUAUAUUUUCAUAAGAGCGUUAGGAAAAAGAUUGAUUAAUUUUUAAAAGACAAUAGUGUAGGGCAUCAUUUUUAUUUCACGGACUCUAAUGAUACGUUUAUUUUUGACUCAUGUAUUUAAUAUCACUGGUCUUAAAAAAUAUUAGUUAUAAAAUUAAUAGUACUAUUUUAAAUUAUCUAUAAAUGGUACAGGAGAUUAUUUUAAUUGACAGGGUUGUAUGUCCAGGUCAAACUAUGCAUUUAUUCACUUAUUUCAAAAGUACAUGAGUUAAAAAAGAACGUACUGUUUGUCUGAAUAUUUAUAGUAUCAUUAUUUAAUAUUCUAGUUUUUUAUGAUGUACUAUUAUUGACUUGUGCCAUUUUGCUAUUAACCCUAUCUUCAGUCAAUAAUAAAACCGAUAUUUUCUGUAAAACAAUAAUUGUAACAGACGAAAAAUACUGUAAUAGACUGAAACCGCUUAUCCGACAUUUAUUUUGGAGAAAAAUUUUGGCACUUUUGUAUUGUGAUAUGAGUAAAUAUUUUUUACUGGGAGUCCAAACUUUGAACUGAAUAUUUAUACCUGGAAUUUUUAAUCUUAGGCUCUAAAAUACAAUGUACAGUUAAUAAAACAUUUGAUAGAUAGCA